Messenger RNA from Portunus trituberculatus (swimming crab), 5097 nucleotides. RefSeq names its product stress response protein nst1-like. Bases 81 to 3719 code for a protein of 1212 amino acids. Lineage: Eukaryota; Metazoa; Arthropoda; Malacostraca; Decapoda; Portunidae. The record is from RefSeq and is a predicted model, not a curated record. Gene Ontology annotation, biological process: regulation of gene expression. The transcript is spliced from 15 exons. Gene Ontology annotation, cellular component: nucleus.
CCAGCUGACGGGGUGACUUCGGGAGUAAACACUAGGAAACUUGACUCAUUUUAGGCCAUUUUGAGUGUUUGUGAGGGGCCAUGGAGGAGGGAGAGGGCGCGGAGGUGUUCCUGGAGGGAGCGGGGGACGGCCAGACACUGCUGCUGUACUGUGAGGGGCAGCAGGGACAGGGAAAUGAAGCGCCACUUGACCGGAGGCAGCAGGACAGGAGUGAAAUGAUGUGGGUGGUUGGCAGUGGCAGUGGUGGUGGUGGUGGUUGUGGUAGUGGUGGUGGUGGUGGUGAUGGUGGUGGUGUGGUGUUGUCAGAAAAUAUGGGUGACACUUUCCUCCUCCUGGCUGACCAUCUUGACCUCCUGGCGACCUCUGCUGAUCUCACACACUCCCAGGAUGCAGUUCAAAACGUGACAGUUGGUGAAGAACUAACAAGAAAAUCAAACAACAAUAACAACAACAACAACAACAACCAGACACACACACAAACACACACACAAACAGUCAUACCAUGUGCACCAAAAACGUACACAAACCCAAGACACACACAUACCACCCCCACAAAAACGCACAUGAAGGCAAAACGAACGUACACACACACAUAUGCAUACACGGACUUGGAGAAACAGACACAGGCACGCACACAGGGACUCAAACACCAGCAGACGCACACACAAACGCACACACACUUGGGGGAUUUGAGGGCUAAACUGAUGUCAGGAUCCAAAUCUUCUAUGGACGAGGAGGAAGAGAAUUUUGACGAGCCGUUUGAGUCGUUUGAUGAGCCGUUUGGAGCGUUUGUGGGGCCUUCAGUGCGCUGGGCUAGUCAGGCACCCAAAAGCUACAGAGGUGCCAAGUUCAGGGAGACGCCACUGCAGAGGAAAGGAGCGAGGAAGGUACCAGCGAGGGCGGACACAGAUGGGGAGACGAGUGGCAUGGGUUCCUCUGUGGAUGAACCAGUAGAGUCCUCCACAGAGUCUGCCUCAGAAGCCCCUCCCACCCCCCCGGCCUUCAUCCAGCCCCGCCCCUCUGCCUCCAGGGGCCCCACCUCCUCCACCUCACCCACUGCUAUCAAGAAGAAGAGAGGAGGAUGGCCCAAGGGGAGGAAGAGGAAGCCAGAGUUACCAGGAGCCAAGCCACCUAAAGCCCCACUCACUGCCUAUGUGCUCUUCCUCAAUGAGAGAAGGAAGUUUUACAGGGAGACCAGGCCGGAGCUUGGUUUUGGAGCGGUAACCAAGGUGCUGGGGGCGGAGUGGUCAGCCCUCAGCGUGGAGGAGAAAGCAGCAUUUGUGUCUCGCUCGGAGCAGGACAAACGGAGGUACAGGAAUGAGCUACAGGCGUACAGACAGUCACACGAUUACCAGCUGCUGCUCAGGAAGAAGCGGAUUAAGAAUGUCAUCCGCCGCGGUGGGACGACGACGGAAGAGUCAUCCGAUUUCACCGACGAGAUUGAUGAUGAUGACAGUGAGGAGCUGUACUGCAGGAUAUGUGACCAGCUUUUCACCUCGCUGCACAACAAACGAGAACACCUGUAUGGCAAGACUCACCUCCAGGCUAUCACCGGGGAGUACCAGCGGGAGAGACUGGCGGAGGAGGAGCGGCAGAUGGCAGCGGCUCUGAGGCUGCGGCAAGGUGGGGGGGACUGUCUUACCUGUGGGAAAGGUAAGGGGGGGGGAUGUCCCACAUCAACCCACUCACCUGUGCUAGGAAAGUCUUCUCUUCUCUUCUCUUCUCCUCUUCUCUCCUCUCCUCCCACUCUCCCCCUGCCCCCAACAGGACUGGAGACGGCCCCCAGUGGCUGCCCCUCCUGCUCAUCCCCCUCCUCCGACCCCCAUCCCUCCCAGGAAGAUGACCACGAUGGAGAUAAGGAAGAUGAGGAGGAGGAGGAGGAAGAGGAAGAAGAGGAGGAGGAGGAACAGAACAUAGGAGGAGUAGGAGGAGGAAAUAUGUCAGCCUUCUCUCCACCUCCUCCUCCUCCUCCUCCAUCUACUACUACUACUGCUACUACUGCUGCUGCUGCUGCUGCUACUACUACUACUGCUACUACUACUACUACUACUGCUACGACUUCAGAAAGCUUGACUGCUGUGUUAGAAGGGUUAAUGACCAGAGUUGUUGAACGCGAGGAGGAGAUCCAUGCCCUCCGUCACAGCAGCACCACAGCAGCCAGGGCCACACAGCAGCUGCAGGAGACCCUAGCAAGCCUUCAAGCACAGGAACAACAGCUGGGGGUCAUGAAUGAGGCAUUGAAGAGACACAACACUCAAUUAAAGUCACAAGCUGAGGCACUGUGGCUCCUCCCGGCCUUGUUUGGUGUCACUCCCUUGCAGAUGGUGGAUGUGGCACUGCGCUCUGAGGGGCAGUGCCAGGGGGAGCCAACAGGGAUGGUGGAAGAGACAGGGGUAGAGAAAAAGGAGGAAUUAGAGCAGGGGUUAGAGGAAGGAAAGGGUGGUGAUGGUGGUGGUGGUGAUGGUGGUGGUUUUGUGGACUUGCAGCUACAUGGUGAUGAGAAGAUAAUGUUUGGUGGUGAAAAUAACGGGUUUUUAAUGCAGCAACAGCAAGAGGAAGGUAAUGAGGUGUUUAAUGGUGAAAGUAAUGGGUUUAUAAUACAAGAAAAUGGAGACAGUGAGGUAUUUAGUGGUGAAAAUAAUGGGUUUAUAAUACAACAGAAUGAGAAUAAUGAAGUUUUUGUGGGUGAAAAUAAUGGCUUCAUAAUACAACAACAGCAAGAUGAAGACAAUGAGGCUUUUAAUGGUGAAAAUAAUAGCUUUAUAAUACAACAAUGUGAAGAUAAUGGGUUUCUGCACCUACAAGAGCAGAAUAGAGGUAGUGGUAAUGGGUUUUUGCAUCUACAACAACUACAACCAUUCAGGGAGGGUGUGGUGGUGCAAGAAGAGGGACUAAAACAACAACUAUUACUACAACAACAACAACAACAACUUUUGAUUCAAGAUAAGGUCGUACUACAAGAAGAGGAGGAGCAACAAAUAUUAGUACAGGAUUGUGGUGAUGAAAUAUUGGUAGGAAAACAACAACUAUUAAUACAAGAGGAGGAAAUACAACAACAACAACAACAACAACAACAACAACAAUUAAUACUGCAAAAUUAUGAUGGUGGUGGUGGUAGUGGUGGUUGUGGUGGAGGGCAGCUUGUGAUAGUACAACAACAACAAUUACAACAGCAACAACAACAACAACAAAUAGUACUACAACUCAGAGAAGAAGAGGAGGAGGAAGAAGAGGAGAAGGAUAAGAAAGAACUUGGAUUAGAAGAAGAGGAUAAAGAGGAAAUUGAAGAUAAACUACGAUUAUUACAACAGCAACAACAACAACAAAUACAAUUUUUAGAAGGAGAAGUGGACCAUCUUUAUCUACAACAACAAGAGGAAGAAGAAGAAGAAGAAGAGGAGGAGGAGGAGGAGGAGGAAGAGGAAAAAGAACUUACAGCAAAACAGCAACUACUACUACUACUACAACCACAAGACACAACACAUCACCUCCAGCAACACAAGAACAAGGGAAGAGAAGGAAGAGGAAGAGGAGGAAGAGGAAGAAAAGAAGAAGAGGAGAAAGAGAAAGGAGAAAAUAGAUACAAAGACAACAUUUUUACUUCUGCCAAACCAAACCAAAACAUUUCACAGCAAAACAGAGCAAUGCAAGCCAACACAAGGAAAACAAAGCAGGAAACAGCAACACAGCAGGGAGACACAGCAUUUAAACAGCAGUGAAGGAAAGAAGGACAAGCAGGAGGAAGGAAAACAACACAGUAGAAGAACACAGCAUUUUAACAGCAGUGAAGGAAGACGAAUGCAGCAUCUGAACAGCAAUGAGGGAAAGCAGGAGGAAGGAAAACAGCAGCACAGCAGGGAGACACAGCAUUUAAACAGCAGUGAAGGAAAACAGGACCACAGCAGAGGAAAACAGCAUCUAAACAGCAGUGAAGGAAGACAGCAAGACAGCAGAAUAGCACAGCAUCUGAACAGCAUUGAAGGAAAACAACAGAAAAAAACACAACAAAUAGAACUAAAGAAAAAUCAAGGAAAACAAGAAAAAAAGGAAUAUUUAAAGUCUCCUGGUGUUUUGAAGGAGAAAAAGCAAGGGAAUUGGAUCCUAUUACAGCACAAGCAGGGAAGCAUAAGGGAUCAGAACCUAUUACCUCAAGCCCUUGAAUCUCCUCUCUUAUUCAGUGGUUUUGACUUCCAAGAGGAGUUUUUGCAUCACAACCUUAUGGAAUUGAAUGCUGGAGAGGAACAAGGGGAUCGGAACCUCUUGCUGCCGGAUAACACAUUAUAAUGAAUGUGGUGGUGGUGGUGGCGAUGGUGAUGGUGGUGGUAGCGGUGGUCACGACAGCUGAGGCACGCCCCUUCCUCGACCGCCAGGAAAUAACCAGCGGAGACUCCUUCUCGGGCUUCCUCCCCCCAGGCGUGCCCAGACCGAAUCCCAGCCUAUCCCACCGCUCCCCGCCCCGGAAGAAGACCCGCCGCCCCCCCUUCCCCGUCCCCCCCAGGCACCAGAGGCAGGGAGGGGUGAAGAAAACAGAGGAAAGAAACUUAGCAGGAUUUAUGAAGUCCAUUAGAAAACUGAUUAGAGAGGUUGUCUGAGAGAGAGAGAGAGAGAGAGAGAGAGAGAGAGAGAGAGAGAGAGAGAGAGAGAGAGAGAGAGAGAGAGAGAGAUUGUUCCUGUUUGUAAUAAUUAUGUAACUAUUCUUACUACUACUACUACUACUACUACUACUACUACUACUACUACUACUACUACUACUACUACUACUACUACUACUACUGUUUAUCGUUUCCCUAUAGUUUUACGUUGAAAUAGUCGUAGUAGUAGUAGUAAUAGUAGUAGUAGUAGUAGUAGUUGUUAUUGUUGUUGUUGAUGUAUUACUAUUGUUAUCAUUUAUUAUAUAUUUUUAUGUCUUUGUAUGUAUAUGUGUGUGUAUCAUAGAGAGAGAGAGAGAGAGAGAGAGAGAGAGAGAGAGAGAGAGAGAGAGAGUGUGUGUGUGUGUGUGUGUGUGUGUGUGUGUGUGUGUGUAUUUUUACUUCGUUUAUUAUUAAGUCAUACAAAUUAAUACGAUAAGAAUGUCAGAGAAUAAAAAACAUAAAUGAA